This is a messenger RNA of Dermacentor silvarum, 1836 nucleotides long. RefSeq names its product scoloptoxin SSD14. Lineage: Eukaryota; Metazoa; Arthropoda; Arachnida; Ixodida; Ixodidae. Gene Ontology annotation, biological process: glutathione catabolic process. The transcript has 11 exons. Gene Ontology annotation, cellular component: plasma membrane. Bases 1 to 1836 code for a protein of 611 amino acids. The record is from RefSeq and is a predicted model, not a curated record. Gene Ontology annotation, molecular function: glutathione gamma-glutamate hydrolase.
AUGCCUCCUCCCGACGAGACGAACUAUCGUCGAACCAUCGAUUUCAUCAAACUCGCCAGGUCGCGCCGCGCCACGGGCAUUCGUGACCACGGUUCCAGCGUGGUGGCGUUCGCGGCCAUGGUCCUGCUGCUGACAACGGGGGCGGUGCUCUAUCUGCGCAUCCCCUCGCAGCGUCGUUCUCUCCGCGGAAAGAGGCCCAUCAGCAACGCGCCCCUGGGCAGCUUCACAAGCUGGGCUGCCAUCGUCGGCCAUGAACGCUGCAACCACGUGCCCAGGAACAUUCUGAUCAAGAUGAAUGGCACCGCGGCCGACGCGGCCGUGGCGUCUAUGCUUUGCGUCUGCGUCGUGUUGUCCCACGCCUGCGGCCUCGGAGGCGGGUUUUUCGCCCUCCACUACAAGAACAAGACCCCGUCGGAGGUGAAGUUCGUGGACGCAUGGGAGACGGCUCCACUGCAAGCUGCCGAAGCCCACUACGUCGCCUAUCACAACGAUACCAUCUUCGGUGUGCGUUCGGCCGGCGUCCCUGGCCAAGUGAGCGGCUUCCGACAGCUCCUCGACGCGGGAGGGUCGCUCUUGCCGUGGGCAGCGCUCUUCGAAGAAGCCAUCAAGGUGGCUUCGCAAGGAGCGCCCGUAACGACAGAGAUGGCACGGCAGCUGGCACGCCGACGGGCACACGUCCUGGCUGACCCGGCGUUAAGGUCGCUGUACACGAAGAACGGCUUAGACACCCUAGUAGAGCCGGGAGACGUAGUGGUCAACGGGCCCUUGGCUCGCACUCUCAAUAUUCUGGCCGCGAGAGGGAGCGAAGAUUUCUACACCGGGAGCGUGGCCGCCAGCCUCUUGCGUGACGUGCGCACCUCGGACGGACUGCUGACGGAGCGAGACAUGGCCGAGUAUCGUCCGCGCGUGGGCAACGCCACCGGCAUGCCGCUGGGCAAAGUAGAGACCGUGUGGUCAGCUCCGCCCCCUUCGUCUGGCAUCGUGGUCAGCUUCAUACUGGCGCUGGUCAGCAGGUUCCGCCACUCUGAGGGCAUGCCACUUCCCGACGACGGCGAGAUGGCCCACCGGUUGGUCGAGGCCUUCAAGUACGGCAUCGCGCGCAGAGGCCGCCUCGAAGACCCCCUCUUCGGUGACGUCACCGCGGAGAUGGAAGAACUGCAGAACGACGACCAGGUCACGCGUAUCGCUGCCAGUAUGGGCGACAAGCCGCUUGAGCGCAUCGAGGACUACGGCUGGCGGGCACCUGCGACCGAGGACCACGGUUCCAGCUUCGUUGCCGUCGUGGCACCGAACGGAGACGCCGUCGUCAUGGUUGCCUCGCUCAACUGGGACUUCGGCUCGCUGUGGCUGUCGCCAUCCACGGGCGUGCUCCUGAACAACCGACUGGACGCGUUCUCGUACCCGGGCCGCGCGGGCUUCCAGGGCUACCCGGAGCAGCUGAACAACCGCAUAGCGCCCGGCAAGAGGCCCAUGUCCUCCGCCGCACCGCUCCUGUUCACUUCCAACGGGCUACUACAGGGCUUACAGGCGCCCACCGGCGGGCCACUAGCUAUCACGGGGGCUGCCCAGGUGGCCAUGCGCGUCCUGUGGAUGAGGCACACCAUCAAGGAGGCCGUCGACUGCGGCCGCCUGCAUCACCCGCUACUGCCGAACUCGGUGCGCGCGGAGGAAUUCGUGGAUGCGGAUAUCCAAGAGAACCUUCAGCAACGCGGACACCGGCUGCGAUUGAUGCGCUGGCAAGGCACCGUCCAGGUCAUCUCUAAAAUACGACGUCAGCGAUACCUGUUAACGGCGUACGAUACCCGCGAAGGAGCACCGGGAUUUGACGGCGACUAA